AGGAGGAGGAGGAGGCGAUCGAGCGCCUGGCGGUAGCGAUGCUGUCCGCGGGCGCGCAGGCGCACUUCACGUUUGAAGGCCGACUCGGCUUCUUCGGCGCAGUGCAGUCGUGGACACGCCAGCUGCUCGCCAACUCAAAGUGGGUCCACCCCGCCGCCGUGGCUGCGACGCACUGCUGGGCCAGCCCCCUCCCCUCCGCAACUGCCUUCGCCCCCCGCCUCGCCUCCUCCCGCCACCGGCCUGUCAGUCCGAACGGGACGCUGCUGCCUGUGCCGCCGCCGCGCCGCCCGCCCGCCGCGUGCCGCUUGUUUGAGGCGCUGAUCGGCGGCGGCGGUGCCGGCGCGGCCCUGCAGCGGGGCGAGGGGGCGGGAGGGUGGUGCGGCGGCGGGGCGGGCGGGCAUGGCUGCGUGCCGCGGCUGCAGAACGGCUCGACGUCGGUGGUGUGGAGGGCGUGGGGGAUGCAGCUGCAGCUCUACGACCCCCUCACCAACGCGACCACCUAUGCAGUCGACUUGCCCGAGCACGCCGCCACAGCACUCACCGCGGCCUCCUACAUCCUCCUCCUCCUCGCCGCCGCAGUUAUCGCCACCAUCUCUCUACGCGCACCGCCACCCGACGAGCCGCCCUACCCGCUCGGACACUACCAGGCGCCGCCGCCGCAGCCGAGGGCUCGCGCGGACGCGGCCGGCUUGGCGCGGGAGCGGCGCAUGCUUACGGUCGAGCAGAGGAGGAGGAGGCGGCGGCGGUGGGUGCGGGCGCUGCGGCACUGGGGUUGCCGCGCUCUGGCAGGGCUGCUGCUGCUGCUGCUGCUCGCGGCCGCCUUCGCCGCCGUGUACGCGCUGGCGCUAGGGCUGGUGCUGCUGCUGUCGCAGGCGGCCGUGCACGGACCCGCGCUCUACCGCACCGUCUCGUCGCUGCGCAACUACUCGCCACACGCCGUGCUGAGCGCCGGCGUGCACGCCGCGUCGCUCGGAGCCGCUCCCGGCGCGGGAUGACGCAUUCGCAGGUAGGCUGCGGACCGGUGUUUUGCGGGGCCCAGCAGCCCGCACGCAGGAUGACGCGCGUCGCAUGGCGUGUACCGGUUACAACCGAGAGCGAUGUGUCGUUGCGUUGUGGUUUGACGGGCGCGGAUCAUGUUCUUUCUGUACCCAGCGCCCCGCUGUGCUGGGGGGCGUGUGCUCUGUGCUUCUGCUUGAAAUUGUGGUCAUUGUACGUGAUCAGUGAGAGUCUCUAGCAUC
Molecule: messenger RNA, 1238 nt
Organism: Emiliania huxleyi CCMP1516
Lineage: Eukaryota; Haptophyta; Isochrysidales; Noelaerhabdaceae
Exons: 9
Coding region: 39-995 (318 amino acids)
Source: RefSeq, a predicted model, not a curated record